Misgurnus anguillicaudatus (oriental weatherfish) is the source of this 983-nucleotide messenger RNA. It is a transcript of the gene lyset, whose product is annotated as transmembrane protein 251. NCBI's taxonomy places the organism in Eukaryota, Metazoa, Chordata, Actinopteri, Cypriniformes, Cobitidae. The record is from RefSeq and is a predicted model, not a curated record.
UUUGUGUGGCUGAUAAAGUCACGCAAGCGAUUCAUCGAAAUUCCCCGGAUGUUGCUAUUCCAGGAAGUAGGUCGUAUGACAACAAUCCUGUGACAGCGUUGGAUUUUGUGUUGAGGAACUGAUUUAAACCGCACCAAAUGGAUUGAUCGUGUGAUCUUAAGAAGAGCAUGGAGAAUGAUGAAUUUCCGUCAGCGGAUGGGGUGGAUGGGUGUUGGACUGUACCUGUUGGCCAGUGUCGCUGCAGUGUAUUACAUAUUUGAGAUCAGCCAAACAUACAACGGCCUUGCGCUGUCCCAUGUAGAAAAGGCAGGUGAAGCGCAACCAAAAUGGACGGGAGAUACACCUUCCUCCGCCCCUUUGUCAACCUCAUGGACAUUGACUCUGAAAACAAGACUACUACUACUUCCCUUCUGGGUGUGGGCUGCCAUUUUCCUUAUUCCAUACCUGCAGGUGUUUCUCUUUCUGUAUUCCUGCACGAGGGCGGACCCCAAGACUGUAGGGUACUGCAUUUUGCCCAUCUGCCUUGCUGUGCUUUGCAACCGUCACCAAACCUUUGCCAAGGCUUCUAAUCAGAUCAGCAGACUGCAACUGAUUGACACAUGAAGUCGUUGUUUAGGAUGUGGGAUCAGAUUCCAGGGGCCAUAUUUUUGGUGUGUUAGUGUUUGGGAAAUACAAAAGUGCAUUCAUGAACAAUAUUAUAGAUGUGUUGUCUAUAUGUGAGUUUUUGUUGUUGUUAUGGGCCUUAAAUGGGGAUAGGGUUUAAGUGCUUUACUGUAGAAUUAAGGGUUUGAUAUCAGUUUUUAUGCAGCAGAGGACUGGACCAUAGGCUGUGUUGUUGUCAAACUAUGGAUGCAAAGUGAAUGUGCUUUUAAAGAAAAUGGUUUUAUAACCAGAUCCAAGAGCUUCUUCUGUGCUGAUUCUGUCUUGGAGUACUUUUUUAAAAGUUUGAUUUUGUUUUAAAUGAAAUAAAAGUUUAAUAUUUA